This is a messenger RNA of Portunus trituberculatus (swimming crab), 3402 nucleotides long. Its product is annotated as polyubiquitin-C-like. Gene Ontology annotation, molecular function: ubiquitin protein ligase binding; protein tag activity. The record is from RefSeq and is a predicted model, not a curated record. Gene Ontology annotation, cellular component: cytoplasm; nucleus. Gene Ontology annotation, biological process: modification-dependent protein catabolic process; protein ubiquitination. NCBI's taxonomy places the organism in Eukaryota, Metazoa, Arthropoda, Malacostraca, Decapoda, Portunidae.
GCAGAACCUAAUACCACCUACCACUCCACCUCCCUAACUCAUGCACUAAUGUCACUAUGCCCAACUCCUAACCCAUCUAACAAAGAACUUAAAAAAGUGGGAUUUUUCCUUAGGAGGAAUGAAACCAAGGUGCAUGAGAACAAAACACGAAGGGAAUGUUGAGAUAUGGAAGUAUCUGGUAUUGUAGUGCGCAGGCGCAGAAGCAUAUGGGCGGAGGGAGAGGCGCGCGAUAAAACCAACCCGCUUUGCGUCACCGCUAUAGAACCGAGCGAGGUGCAGUGCUGUGAGGAUAUAUUGAGUGACUACAUAUUAGCGGUACAUCAUGCAGAUCUUCGUGAAAACAUUGACGGGGAAGACCAUCACACUAGAGGUUGAGCCCUCAGACACGAUUGAGAAUGUGAAGGCCAAGAUUCAGGACAAGGAGGGCAUUCCUCCUGACCAACAGAGGCUGAUCUUUGCUGGCAAGCAGCUGGAAGAUGGCAGGACCCUGUCUGACUACAACAUCCAGAAGGAAUCCACACUUCAUCUUGUGUUGAGGUUGAGAGGAGGAAUGCAAAUCUUCGUCAAGACACUCACAGGCAAGACCAUCACACUAGAGGUUGAGCCCUCAGACACGAUUGAGAAUGUGAAGGCCAAGAUUCAGGACAAGGAGGGCAUUCCACCUGACCAGCAGAGGCUGAUCUUUGCUGGCAAGCCUGAGGAUGGCAGGACCUUGUCUGACUACAACAUCCAGAAGGAAUCCACACUUCAUCUUGUGUUGAGGUUGAGAGGAGGAAUGCAAAUCUUCGUCAAGACACUCACAGGCAAGACCAUCACACUGGAGGUUGAGCCCUCAGACACCAUUGAGAAUGUGAAGGCCAAGAUUCAGGACAAGGAGGGCAUUCCUCCUGACCAGCAGAGGCUGAUCUUUGCUGGCAAGCAGCUUGAGGAUGGCAGGACUUUGUCUGACUACAACAUCCAGAAGGAAUCCACACUUCACCUUGUACUGAGGUUGAGAGGAGGUAUGCAGAUCUUCGUCAAGACUCUCACAGGCAAGACCAUCACCUUGGAAGUGGAGCCAUCAGACACUAUUGAGAAUGUGAAGGCAAAAAUCCAAGAUAAGGAAGGCAUUCCACCUGACCAGCAGAGGCUGAUCUUUGCUGGCAAGCAGCUGGAAGAUGGCAGGACCUUGUCUGACUACAACAUCCAGAAGGAAUCCACACUUCACCUUGUGCUGAGGUUGAGAGGAGGUAUGCAGAUCUUCGUCAAGACACUCACAGGCAAGACCAUCACACUAGAGGUUGAGCCGUCAGACACUAUUGAGAAUGUGAAGGCCAAGAUUCAGGACAAGGAGGGCAUUCCACCUGACCAGCAGAGGCUGAUCUUUGCUGGCAAGCAGCUUGAGGAUGGCAGAACCUUGUCUGACUACAAUAUUCAGAAGGAAUCCACUCUUCACCUUGUGCUGAGGUUGAGAGGAGGUAUGCAGAUCUUCGUCAAGACACUCACAGGCAAGACCAUCACACUAGAGGUUGAGCCGUCAGACACCAUUGAGAAUGUAAAGGCCAAGAUUCAGGACAAGGAGGGCAUUCCUCCUGACCAGCAGAGGUUGAUCUUUGCUGGCAAGCAGCUGGAAGAUGGCAGAACACUCUCUGACUACAAUAUUCAAAAGGAAUCCACUCUUCACCUUGUACUUAGGUUGAGAGGAGGUAUGCAGAUCUUCGUCAAGACACUCACAGGCAAGACCAUCACACUAGAGGUUGAGCCGUCAGACACCAUUGAGAAUGUAAAGGCCAAGAUUCAGGACAAGGAGGGCAUUCCUCCUGACCAGCAGAGGUUGAUCUUUGCUGGCAAGCAGCUGGAAGAUGGCAGAACACUCUCUGACUACAAUAUUCAAAAGGAAUCCACUCUUCACCUUGUACUUAGGUUGAGAGGAGGUAUGCAGAUCUUUGUGAAAACCUUGACAGGCAAGACCAUCACUUUGGAAGUGGAACCGUCAGACACCAUUGAGAAUGUGAAGGCCAAGAUUCAGGACAAGGAGGGCAUUCCACCUGACCAGCAGAGGCUGAUCUUUGCUGGCAAGCAGCUUGAGGAUGGCAGGACCUUGUCUGACUACAACAUCCAGAAGGAAUCCACACUUCACCUUGUACUCAGACUGAGAGGAGGUAUGCAAAUCUUCGUCAAGACACUCACAGGCAAGACCAUCACCUUGGAAGUGGAGCCGUCAGACACCAUUGAGAAUGUAAAGGCAAAGAUCCAAGAUAAGGAGGGCAUUCCCCCUGACCAGCAGAGGCUGAUCUUUGCUGGCAAGCAGCUGGAAGAUGGCAGGACCUUGUCAGACUACAACAUCCAGAAGGAAUCCACACUUCACCUUGUGCUGAGGUUGAGAGGAGGUAUGCAGAUCUUUGUGAAAACCUUGACAGGCAAAACCAUCACUUUGGAAGUGGAACCGUCAGACACCAUUGAAAAUGUGAAGGCCAAGAUUCAGGACAAGGAGGGCAUUCCCCCUGACCAGCAGAGGCUGAUCUUUGCUGGCAAGCAACUGGAAGAUGGCAGGACCUUGUCUGACUACAACAUCCAGAAGGAAUCCACACUUCACCUUGUGCUGAGGUUGAGAGGAGGUAUGCAGAUCUUCGUCAAGACACUCACAGGCAAGACCAUCACACUAGAGGUUGAGCCGUCAGACACUAUUGAGAAUGUGAAGGCCAAGAUUCAGGACAAGGAGGGCAUUCCACCUGACCAGCAGAGGCUGAUCUUUGCUGGCAAGCAGCUUGAGGAUGGCAGGACCUUGUCUGACUACAAUAUUCAGAAGGAAUCCACUCUUCACCUUGUACUGAGGUUGAGAGGAGGUAUGCAAAUCUUCGUCAAGACUCUCACAGGCAAGACCAUCACACUAGAGGUUGAGCCGUCAGAUACCAUUGAGAAUGUGAAGGCCAAGAUUCAGGACAAGGAGGGCAUUCCCCCUGACCAGCAGAGGCUGAUCUUUGCCGGCAAGCAGCUGGAAGAUGGCAGAACACUCUCUGACUACAAUAUUCAAAAGGAAUCCACUCUUCACCUUGUACUUAGGUUGAGAGGAGGUAUGCAGAUCUUCGUCAAGACUCUCACAGGCAAGACCAUCACCUUGGAAGUGGAGCCGUCAGACACCAUUGAGAAUGUAAAGGCCAAGAUUCAGGACAAGGAGGGCAUCCCUCCUGACCAGCAGAGGCUGAUCUUUGCUGGCAAACAGCUGGAAGAUGGCAGGACUUUGUCGGACUACAACAUCCAGAAGGAAUCGACACUUCACCUUGUACUCAGACUGAGAGGAGGGAGUUGGUAGUGCCUCAUCUUGCAUGGCUUACAGGGAUCUUUAUUUUUUGCAAAUUUUAUUCUGUAUACCAGUUUUCUUACUUUUUAUAAUAUGGCAGAAGAAAUAAAAUUAUUAAUUUG